Lachancea mirantina is the source of this 1548-nucleotide messenger RNA. NCBI's taxonomy places the organism in Eukaryota, Fungi, Ascomycota, Saccharomycetes, Saccharomycetales, Saccharomycetaceae. The record is from the annotation of a GenBank genome assembly.
AUGAGCCAAGAAAAGAGUGCUGACAACUCGUUGAAGAGGGUGCCUAGCCCAGCUGUUGUUUCAAUACCCUCCAUUGAGGGAGAGGUCAUCACAAUUAAUAAGGGAGAUGUGGAUCAGGCUAUGUACUAUGCGCUAGACGCGCAAGGCUUGGAUUUAGACCCAGUAUAUGAGCGGAAACUGCUUCGCAAGAUAGACUGGUGUAUCCUCCCAAUCGUCGUAUGCUUGAUGUCAUGUCAACUCAUGGACAAAACGACAAACUCCUAUGCUUCUAUUAUGGGCCUCACUAAGGACCUCGAUAUGAAAAGUCAGACAUACUCUUGGGUGGGAAGUUCUUUCUACUUUGGCUAUCUGGUGUUUUCGUUUCCAGCAAAUCUGUUACUCCAAAGGUUUCCGUUAUCAAAAACACUUGGCAUCGCGGUAAUCUUGUGGGGCAUCAUUCUUAUGUGCCAUGCGGCAUGCUAUUCAUCUGCCCCCUUCCUUGUAUGCCGUGUUUUACUAGGUGUUUUUGAAGGGUUCAUGAAUCCGGCAUACAUCCUUCUAACAGCACAAUGGUAUAAGAAGAGUGAACAGUUCAUGCGGUCCUGCAUUUGGUUCGGAUUUCAAGGUUUUGGAACUAUUUUAGGAGCGGGAAUUGCUUACGGGCUUGCUUCGCAUGAGUACCCUAUAUCAUCCUGGAGACUUCUUUACAUUAUUACAGGUGUCAUCACGAUUGCGCUUGGCAUUAUCUCUAUCGUUCACAUACCCGACAUCCCAGUCAAGGCAUGGUUUUUGAAUGAGACUGAAAGAAAAUACUGCGUGGAGAGAAUCAGAUCUAACCAGCAAGGGUUUGGAAAUCAGCACUUCAAGAAAGUUCAGCUGAUCGAAGCUUUUAAAGACCCGAGAACUUUGAUCUUGUUCAUUUACGGGAUGGCGUACGCAAUUCCAAAUGGAGGUUUCACCAAUUUUGGUUCAAUAUUACUCCACAAAGAUUUUGGUUUCUCCACGAAAGAGUCUCUUUUAAUGAAUAUGCCAGGUGGUGGUAUUGAUAUUGUUAUUCCCUUCGUCGUAGCGCUCAUCAGCGUCAAGUUUUUUAAGGGAGAUCGCUUGCUAAUUUGCCUGGCCAUAAACUCUUUGGUUAUAGUCGGGAUGUGUCUCCUGAAUUUUACUUCCCACAAAGGAUCAAAGUUAGCUGGUUACCUUUCAUUCUAUGCUGCGACCGCCGUUGUGUCGGGUAUGGUAUCCUGCAUAUCGUCAAACACUGCCGGUUACACAAAGAAAGUCACGGUAAAUGCAGUUUUCCUUGUCGGCUACUGCGUAGGUAAUAUAAUUGGGCCCCAAAGCUUUCGCGCUAAUCAGGCUCCCAACUAUGCCGGUGCAAAGAUAGCUAUGCUUAUCUCAUUCUGCGCAGCAGACGUCUGCGUUGCUUUGAUGCACUGGCUAAACAAGAGGGACAAUAAGAUUCGCGAUGACAUGAAAGCCGCACAAGGCUCCGAUUAUCAAGAACCAGAGUAUCUGGAAUUUGCUGAUUUGACUGAUAAGCAGAACCCCGCUUUCAGAUACUCACUGUAG